Messenger RNA from Aplosporella prunicola CBS 121167, 1281 nucleotides. RefSeq lists its product as uncharacterized. The record is from RefSeq and is a predicted model, not a curated record. The transcript has a single exon. NCBI's taxonomy places the organism in Eukaryota, Fungi, Ascomycota, Dothideomycetes, Botryosphaeriales, Aplosporellaceae. The coding region runs from base 98 to 1066 and encodes 322 amino acids.
UUGGGCCUUUGCAUACCUGCUGUUUACGUUUUACCAUCUCGAGCUGUGCCUCCGCGCUAAUGGGAUCAUAUGCAUACCGUUUCACGCCUUUUAGCUGAUGUCCUUACCUCCUCACGGCCAGAUAUACAACGCUCCGAGGAUGCAAUUACGAGACACUGUUCAUUGCGUUGGAUUGGUCUCGACUCGAUGCGACACUUUAUAUCAAACAACGCUUCGACUGCAACAUCUCCUCCCUUCAGCUGCUGCGUCUAAACGGAUUGAUUGCUUGGGCCUACUUUGCUCUAUUCCUCCACCACGCACUCGCUUUAAUGAACGUACGGCCAGGCGGCUUUUUUCUUCCCUCUUCUCUCUCCUCUUUUCGUCGGGACCUGCUCCACUACAGAUUGCGUUUCUCCCUCUCUUCUUUUUUUUCCUUUUGUCGCGGGCUGGGAUACCUACAUGGGCAUUUUUUUGUUGCUUGGUUUUUUUUUUUUUUUUUUUUUUUUUUUUUUUUUUUUUUUAUGCGCGCUCUCCAGACUCUCGCACUCUGCACUGCAUUGCCUGCUGCUGCUGCAUGCAUCGUCGCCGCCGCCGUCGUCUUUCCCAUCUCCAAACGGGGUUUCUCUAUGUCAGUUGCUGCGGCUCUUUGCGUUUGUCAAUUUUUUUCGCGGCGCCUGCCGCGCCGUGCCGUGUUCCUGGCUCCUGGUCCCUGGGCGGGUCGCGUGCAUGCGGCUCGGCUCGGCUCGGCUCGGCUCGAUGGGUAGUGCGGGCGGUGCGCGAGGCGGGCGGUUCGCUUCCUCGCUGCUGCUGUUGUUUCUGUUGUCGGGUUUCUGGGUCUCUCUCGUCUCUCAUCGUCGUCGUCGUCGUCUUCCCUUUUGCUAUAGUUUCAGGCACGGAGUUCGGCUUGCUUUGCUUGCUGGCUGGCAUUGCUUCUUCUUCGCCUUCUGUUGCUUGCAUCAUCCAUGGCCGGCUCAAGCUUCGGGCGCGGGGCGUGCAGACUCAUGCCCCCUUGGCUGCGGUGCGGCGGGCAAAAGUCGCUGCUGCUCUGGUGCUGGUGUGCAUGGCGCGGUUGAGAUUGAUUGAUUGAUUGGACUGCCUGGCUAAGUGGCUGUGGUGGAAGGGAAGCCGUAUGGGAUGGGAUGGGACGGGAUGGAUGGAUGGAUAGGUGGUGGAGGCAAUGCUGCUGCUACUACUGCUGCGCGCAGCUCAGAUCAGCGCAGUGCAGUGAGGUGGAGGUGGUGGAGGUGCAGAUAGAAAGUACGGAGGCAGGUAGUUAAUGCAGGCAUGAUGGAUGCGACUAGC